UAUAACAGCACAAAUGUGCAUGUAACAGCUCAGACUGUGCUUGUAACAUGCGCUUAACAGAACAUCUGGGUGAGCCCAGCUGUUUCCCGCCCAAUUUAAUUCGGACUUCAAAAUGUAAGUGCAGCAAAUUAAUUUUUUAUUUCAAAAUUACCGCUUUGUUCUUUAUAUCCAGGGGAAAGCAUAAAUCAUCUCUUCAAGAUGAAAUCCUGGUGGGUUUUAUGAAAGACAACGCGGACUUGGCAAAAGGAUUUGUGAAGGGCGACCAAGUUGUUGUCGAUGCCAAGUGGGCAGAGCUUUGCGGCGCUCUCAAUGCUGUUGGGCCGCCAAUCAAGGACGCAUUGGGUUGGAAAAAGGUUUGGGCGGAUUGGAAAACAAACAUCCGCAAGAAGAUGGCGAAAAAAAAAUCAGAAACUCGAGCUACAGGUGGAGGGCCCGCUCAGCAAUCGCUUGGGGAAUUGGAGGAGGAAGUGGCCAAGCUAUGUGGCCUCUACGAAAUGGUGGAAGAAGUAGGUGGGCCAGCGUAUGGCCUCCCCUCGUACGACCAAGGAGGCCGACACUGGGGUUAAGUGCGCGAUGAAAGACCCCAUUGAGGACGAACCCUCAGAGAAGGAGGAGCCCAUGCCGAAGCGCCGUCGAACUAGACCAGCGCAGCCCAUGGACCUCAACGAUCUUUGCGCUGCUCAGCUGGAUGAAAUGUCGGCAAUUUCCAAGAAAAUGUCGGAACAUUUCGAACGAAUGGAAUCGUUAGAGA
Molecule: messenger RNA, 751 nt
Organism: Drosophila pseudoobscura
Lineage: Eukaryota; Metazoa; Arthropoda; Insecta; Diptera; Drosophilidae
Exons: 2
Coding region: 48-566 (172 amino acids)
Source: RefSeq, a predicted model, not a curated record